This is a messenger RNA of Meriones unguiculatus (Mongolian gerbil), 967 nucleotides long. RefSeq names its product 26S proteasome non-ATPase regulatory subunit 10-like. Gene Ontology annotation, molecular function: protein binding. Lineage: Eukaryota; Metazoa; Chordata; Mammalia; Rodentia; Muridae. The record is from RefSeq and is a predicted model, not a curated record. The transcript has a single exon. Bases 52 to 732 code for a protein of 226 amino acids.
GAAAGUGUAUUUACGGGGCCUUGAGUUUCACUGAGAUCCUGGGAAGGUGAAAUGGAGGGGUGUGUGUCUGACGUAAUGGUCUGCAACCUGGCCUACAGUGGGAAACUGGAUGAGUUGAAGAAGAGCAUUUUGGCUGAUACCUCUCUGGCUACUAGAACCGAUCAGGAUUGCAGAACAGCAUUGCACUGGGCAUGCUCAGCUGGUCAUACAGAAAUUGUUGAAUUCUUGCUGCAACUCGGAGUGCCAGUGAAUGAUAAGGAUGAUGCAGGUUGGUCUCCUCUUCAUAUUGCUGCGUCUGCUGGCCGGGAUGAGAUUGUAAAAGCCCUUCUGGUAAAGGGUGCACAAGUGGAUGCAGUCAAUCAAAAUGGCUGCUCUCCCCUCCAUUAUGCAGCUUCGAAAAAUAGGGGUGAGAUCGCCAUCAUGUUACUAGAAAGUGGGGCUAAUCCAGACGCUCGGGACCAUUACGAUGCUACAGCAAUGCACCGGGCAGCAGCCAAGGGCAACUUGAAGAUGCUUCAUAUCCUUCUCUAUUACAAAGCAUCCACAAACAUCCAAGACACUUCGGGGAACACUCCUCUGCACUUAGCCUGUGAGGAGGAGAGAGCAGAAGAAGCAAAACUGCUGGUGACCAAAGGAGCAAGUAUUUACAUUGAGAAUAAAGAAGAAAAGACACCCCUGCAAGUGGCCAAAGGAGGCCUGGGUUUAAUACUCAAGAGAAUGGUAGAAAGUUAAGCAGCAUGUAUUUAGUCUUUGUAUGUUUUUCCCCCCUCGCUGUCCUGGAAACUAUUGUACUGUACACAGAGCAUCUUGUGUGAAUGAAAACAUUUUCUUACCUUUGCAGUCUGACAACAUGUUGUGUUGCUCCUGCUCACGUACCUGUUCUAAGCUUACAACCCACUUUCCAGGCUUUGAACGACUGUUGAGAUUGUUCUACUGAUGCCGUACCUUGUUCUCCAUUAAAUCUUGA